Hypoxylon fragiforme is the source of this 2266-nucleotide messenger RNA. Its product is annotated as transmembrane amino acid transporter protein-domain-containing protein. The transcript is spliced from 2 exons. Gene Ontology annotation, cellular component: vacuolar membrane. The coding region runs from base 484 to 1875 and encodes 463 amino acids. Gene Ontology annotation, molecular function: amino acid transmembrane transporter activity. The record is from RefSeq and is a predicted model, not a curated record. Lineage: Eukaryota; Fungi; Ascomycota; Sordariomycetes; Xylariales; Hypoxylaceae. Gene Ontology annotation, biological process: amino acid transmembrane transport.
GCCUAGUACUACAUAGCAGUACCUAGCAUGUGUAUGAGACUAUGAGUGUGUAAGAGUACAAUACAAGUAUGCUUCCUCGGUGAAAGUCAAAAUCCCAACCCACCCUGACUACUCUCGCAUUAGUUUUUUAGUAUAAGCCCUUUCCGUUGGCCACAUAAACAUAAAAAAAAUCCUGAAAGAGUAGCCCUUUUAAACUUUCGGCCUCAGAUCACCACCACCACAAACAAGUCGGGGCUUGCUUGGACACACGAAAACCUUCCGUCGUCAACCUCACUGUCAUACUUGCUUGUCAAACCUCACCCUCACCUUCACCCUCACCCUCACCCCUCCUCCUCGUGUCUCCUCACUCAGCAAAUUUCCUCCCUCCGCCUCUGGUCAGUAAGAAAAAUCCCGUUUUACCUACUCACCUGGUAAUAACCCCUCCCUCCUUCCCUCCUCAACGACGAGAGAGACGCUAGCCAGCUCGAGAUUCUUGUGGACAAGAUGGCGGAUACGAAGAACGAGAAGAUGUUCGAGUCGGACUCGCCCUCGGCGCGCGACAUGGGGUCCAGCACCGAGGUCGUCGGCCAGGUGAGCGACAUCUCGGGGUUCGAGAAGCAGAAGGCGGAGCUGGGCAGCGCGCACUUCAACCGCCUCGGCUGGAAGCGGCUCACCGUCGUCCUCAUCGUCGAGGCCAUCGCCCUCGGCAGUCUGAGCAUGCCCGCCGCGUUCGCCACCCUCGGCAUGGUCGCCGGAACCAUUCUUAGUGUGGGACUGGGACUUGUGGCCAUCUACACGAGCUACGUCGUCGGCCAGGUGAAACUAAAGUUCCCGGAGGUCCAGCACUACGCGGAUGCGGGCCGCCUGAUCAUGGGGAAGUUCGGGUAUGAGCUCGUCGGCAGCAUGUUCGUGCUGCAGCUGACGUUCCUCGUCGGCUCGCACUGUCUCACCGGCACGAUCGCGUUCCAGAACAUCAGCAACAACGGCGCGUGCUCGCUCGUCUUCGGCGUCGUGUCGGCCAUCAUCCUGCUGCUUCUCGCGAUCCCGCCGUCCUUCGCCGAGGUCGCGAUCCUGGGGUACAUCGACUUCGUGUCCAUCAUGGCGGCCAUCUUCAUCACGAUCAUCGCCACCGGCGUGCAGCGCACGGAUAUCGGGGUGGUCUCGGGGUGGUCCGCGUGGCCGGAGGAGAACCUCACGUUCACGAAGGCCUUCAUCGCCAUCACCAACAUCGUCUUCGCCUACAGCUUCGCCAUCUGCCAGUUCUCCUUCAUGGACGAGAUGCACACGCCCAAGCACUUCGUGAAAUCCAUCUGGGCUUUGGGGUUGAUCGAGAUCGUCAUCUACACGCUUACCGGAGCGCUGAUCUACGCCUUUGUGGGCCCCGAGGUCAAGUCCCCCGCCCUGCUGUCGGCGGGCCCCUUAGUCUCCAAGAUCGCGUUCGGCAUUGCGCUCCCUGUCAUCUUCAUCUCCGGCUCGAUUAACGGAACGGUCGUGGGACGCUACAUCCACGGGCGCGUGUACCGCGACUCCGUCACGCGCUUCAUCAACACGACGAAGGGGUGGGUGACGUGGAUCGUGCUCAUCACCGUCAUCACCGUCAUCGCGUGGGUUAUCGCCGAGGCCAUCCCGUUCUUCUCCGACCUGCUCGCUAUCUCGUCCGCGCUGUUCAUCUCGGGCUUUACCUUCUACUUCCCCGCCGUCUUCUGGUUCAUGCUCAUCAAGGAGGGCCCCUGGUACGCGAAGGAGAACAUCUACAAGGCGGUGCUCAACGCGAUCGUGUUCUUGAUCGGCAUGAUUGUGCUGGUCGGCGGCACGUAUGCUAGUAUUGUUGAUAUUAUUGAUGGAUACACCACCGGUACCGUUCGCGGCGCGUUCACCUGUGCUCCGUUCGAGUAAAUUCGAAGAAGCGGCAUCGAGGGAAGGAUAAACAAAUAAAUAACAGAAAAUUUUAAAAUAAAAUAAUAUCAAUAAAGAAGGGUCUGAAAGCAGUUAUACCCAAAGUCACAGUCGCCAGUCUCUCUUAGCGAUCCGACUUACGUACUUUUUUUUUCACCUACGCCCUUCGCAAGACCAUCAUGUCAAAAAGGGCGCGCGCCCCUUCGCUCCACACUUUGACUAAGGGGUAGGUACCGUAUACCUACCUACCUACCUACACCCGCCUACUUACGUUAAGGCGCCGCCAUACGUACUCAGUACAUACAUACAUACAUCACGAUACUUACCUACCUAUGUGUUUUAUUUCCUAUCUACGGAGCAUUCAUCUCACGUGAGCAUGGAGGGAGGGUGC